AUGAGCUCCGGUGGAAAAGGAUCUGGAGAUUCAACUCUUCUUUCUGCCAGCGGAGACGGCGAUUCCAUCAAAGUCUUUGUCCGAGUGCGACCGCUGACCCACGGCACUGGGCUGACCACAGACGGGGAUCAGAACCUGUGUCUGAACGUCAGCUUGCCCAACACCAUCCGUCUGCUCUCAAAACCAGAACCACGGACCUUCACCUAUGACCAUGUUGCAGAUAUGGACACAUCGCAGGAUUCUGUUUUCAACAGCGUGGCCAAAAAUAUUGUUGAGUCUUGCAUGAAUGGAUAUAACGGCACUAUAUUUGCUUAUGGACAGACGGGCUCGGGAAAAACAUUCACCAUGCUCGGUCCGUCUGAGCUGGACAACUUCACAGACGAGCUGAGGGGAGUCAUUCCUCGAAGUUUCGAGUACCUGUUUUUCCUCAUCGGCAGAGAAGCGGAAAGGUCUGGAAAGUCCAAGAGUUUCCUUUGCAAAUGUUCAUUUAUUGAGAUCUACAACGAGCAGAUUUACGACCUGCUGGAUUCAGCCUCUGCCAGCCUUUUCCUCCGGGAGAACAUCAAGAAAGGCGUGUUUGUCGAAGGCGCCGUGGAGAAGUUUGUGAACUCCGCAGCCGAAGCCUAUCAGGUGCUCUCUAUGGGCUGGCGCAAUCGGCGUGUGGCCUCCACCUCCAUGAACCGCGAGUCCUCCAGAUCACACGCGGUCUUCACCAUGACCCUCGAGUCCAAGGAGUGCCGCAACGAGGUGGUCAACAUCCGACGCUCUCAGCUGAACCUGGUGGAUCUGGCUGGAUCUGAGAGGCAGAAAGACACCCACGCUGAGGGCUCCAGGCUCAAGGAGGCCAGCAGCAUCAACCGGUCCCUCAUGUGCCUGGGUCAGGUGAUCAUGGCCCUGGUGGACGUGUCCAACGGGAAGAGCCGGCACAUCUGCUACAGGGAGUCUAAACUCACCUUCUUGCUCAAGGAUUCUCUUGGAGGAAAUGCAAAGACCUACAUUAUUGCUAAUGUUCACCCUGGUUCAAAGUGUUUUGGAGAAACGUUGUCCACGUUGCAGUUUGCCCAGAGAGCAAAGCUGAUCAAGAACAAGGCUGUUAUCAACGAGGACACGCAGGGAAACGUGAAGCAGCUACAGGCCGAGGUGAAGAAGCUGAAGGAGCAGCUUUCUCAGGCUCUGAGCUCCUCGGGAGGAGACUCUGCACCAGGAGGACCUCUGCCUCUCAUGGGCCCAUCCGCUGAAAACCAACAGGAUGUUCUGUAUAAAGGGAAGUACAUGGCUGCUGUUCGUCUGUGGAAGAAGCUCAACGAGGAGAAGAAGAUCCUGCUGAAGAAGGUGGCUCAUCUGGAGGAGGCCUGGACCCAAAAGGACAAGUUCAUCCACUCCAGCAGGAUGAUCAUCAGGUUUAGAGAGGACCACAUCUCCCGUCUGGAGAAGAAGCUGAAGGCGGGGCAAAGUUCGCUGUCGGACGCAGAGUCUCAGGCUUUCAUUGACCAGCUGAAAGUAGAGAUCAAGCUCUUAACCGAUCAGGUUGAUCAUCAUCCAAAGAUGACUCGCUAUGCAGCAGAGAACUACAACCUCAGAGAAGAGAACCGUCUGCUGCGUUCUCUUGAAUCUGUGAUUAACGCUGAAGACGUCUCCGCCCAAGUUGCAGCUGAGCUGGAGGAGGCCUUCCAGAGGGCGCUGGAAUCAGAAAAACUCACAGAAGUUUCCACGGCCUCUUCAGGUUCCUCUGCGACAGAUUCCGCGUCUGCAGCCGCAGUUGAAAAGCUGAGCGCCAAACUGCUGCAGAAACAGUCGGACCUCACGGCUGCCCUGCAGGCUUUUGAAGAGUACAAAGACAUCUCAAAGAAACAGCUGUCCCAGCUGCAGUCUGAAAAAAGAUACCUGGAGAAGGCCAACAAGCACUUGGAAAACAUCCUGGAAGCUACUCAAGCUUCCAAAAACCAAGAAGUCUCUGAGCUGAACAGGAUUCACGUAGAAACUAUAAAGAGUCUGACCACGCCCACUAAAGCUUAUAAUCUGCGGUCCCGGCUGGUGCCGCUCUCCAGUCCGGAGCAUCUGAACGGGACCGACGACGACGGCGACAUCUGGUCCGAGCAGCCUCCGUCCGACAUGGCCGAGAUGGCGCUGACAGAGGAGCUGCGGCACGUUCAGGAUCAGGUGAGUCGUGUCCAAACGCAGCUGAAUGAGGAGGAGAGGAACAACAGCAAACUGCUGCAGCAAAUCGCGAAGCUCGAGGAGCAGAUCGCUGUGAUUUCUCAGGAGCGCGACCAGAAGGACGAGCAACUUCUUGCAGAACGAGCCAACAGGAGCAAAGAUCAGCUGACCUCUGAGGAAACGGUGCACAGCCUGCAGCAGAGCCUUCAGACCGAACAGCAAGCCGCAGAGCUUCUGAGGAGCGAGAUCCAAGAUCUACGGUUGGUCCUGGAUUCGUCCGACAAGGAGCUGGCCUCGGCGAGGGAGGAGCUGAGAGACGCUCGCGGCGAGCAUCAGGAGGAGAUAAGCCGGCUCUCCAGCAACCUGAUCAGCACACAGCUCCAGCUCGACAAAGUCCAACUGGAGUGGGAGCAGCUUCUGGAGCAGCACCGAACGCUGCAGGAUUCCUUCGACCAGCUGCAGGCGGAGGCCAGGUUUGAGGCGGACCAGGCGCGCCGGGAGCUGCGUGACAGGCAGAAGGAGGUCGACCAGCUGAAAGAAGAGGUCUCGAAUUUGAAUAAUUCGCUGCAAGCUGAGCAAGAGCGCACAAACAGUCUGUUGUCGCAGCUGAGAGAAGACAAAGAAAGCACGUCAAAGGAGCUGGUCGAAACUGUGGAGCAGAACGCGCAGCUCAGAAAACAAGCCUCAGAUUUAACUCUCCAAAAUCAACAGCUGUCAUCUGAACUCGCUGAUCUGGAGCUGAACCUAACCUCUGCUAGCGGAAAGAUCACCAGCCUGGAGCAGGAGAUCAAACACGACAAGGAUGUCCUGCUGGACCUCAUGAACCAAACCCGAGAUCUUCGCGCUGAGCUGGGCCAGAAAGAGGAGACCAUCGUCCAUCUGUCUGAAGACUUUAAAGACAUAAAUGCCAAAUAUAAUGCUGCCUGCUGCGAAAGGGACAACAUAAGGGGGCAGAACCAGAAGAUGCAGGCGGAAAUCAGCGAAUUAAAAGAAAAUCUGGAGCGAAAAAUGGCGUCUAACAAGAUAGAGGUCGAGGUGAUGCAGGAGGAGAUCGUUUAUGCCACCGAGGAAGUCGAGAGGCUCACAAAGGUCUGCGACGAGCAGCAGAGCCUCCUCCAAGCGGCGCAGGAGCAAGCGGCGCAAAAGGAGCUCACCAUAAAGAGCCUGGAGCAGAAGGUGCAACAGCAGCAAGAGGCCGUAGAGAAAGCUAUCAGAAAUGGAGAAUUUAAGCCGACUGAGCCGAUUGUCACGCCUAAAUCAGUAAAUCGGACGCCUUGUGGUUUGGGCAGCUUUAACAGAGAUCUGACCGACAUGUUGGAGAGCCAGGGGAGAGAGCUGGAGAACCGGCGCUCCUCCAUGAUGACCAUGGAACUCCUUGUAGCCGAGUUGAAAUCUGAGAGAAGCGCCAAAAACGAGGAGAUCCAGAGGCUCAAGGAGGAGCUGAAAGACAAAGAGAUGGUUCGACUGGAGAUCCAGAGUUUGCUCGAUAAGUUUUACACCAAGGAGAGCCAGCUCACUCUGUCUGGAAGUAAUAACAGCGCUGAGUUUGGUGAAGCCCUUAGGCAGACUGUGCUGAAGGAGCUGCAGGAGGAGCGAGCAGAGAAGAACCAAAUACUGCAGAGGCUGUCUGCUGCUCAACGAAAAUUACAGGAGCAGGAAUCCUCUUUUGCUCAGUCUCAGACUUGCAUCCAAGAGCUAACCAACGAGCUGAGGAACCGCUGUUUGGAGCUGAGAGAGCUGAACCAGAGGGUGCACGAUGAGGAGAAACUGCUGCAGGAGAAUGAAGUGCUGCGUAAGCAGAACGAGAAACUCUCCGAGGAGAACGGAAAGCUUGUCGGACACAAGAACCACAAACAGAGGAUUGAAUAUCUGGUCAAACUGAAAAAGGACAAUACUAGACUACAGGAGGAAAAUGAGAAGCUCCGAACGGAGAUGAGCCUGAUGCGAGACGGUACCGGGAUCCCGCCGCUGGACAUGAUGUGAAGUCUCGUCUCAGACCAAAAGUUCCAGAUCAACACACGUUUAUAGAAAAUUAUUAUUUUUUUAAUCCAACAUUUGACUCUCAGUAAUAAAAAACUGUCUCCCAGUUUCGUGGAGGGACACCAGCUGUCAUUAA
Fundulus heteroclitus (mummichog) is the source of this 4273-nucleotide messenger RNA. It is a transcript of the gene kif15, whose product is annotated as kinesin family member 15. Gene Ontology annotation, biological process: microtubule-based movement. NCBI's taxonomy places the organism in Eukaryota, Metazoa, Chordata, Actinopteri, Cyprinodontiformes, Fundulidae. The record is from RefSeq and is a predicted model, not a curated record. The coding region runs from base 1 to 4140 and encodes 1379 amino acids. Gene Ontology annotation, molecular function: microtubule motor activity; microtubule binding; ATP binding. The transcript is spliced from 35 exons.